This is a messenger RNA of Achroia grisella, 2169 nucleotides long. RefSeq names its product protein scarlet-like. The record is from RefSeq and is a predicted model, not a curated record. The coding region runs from base 3 to 1952 and encodes 649 amino acids. Gene Ontology annotation, molecular function: ATP hydrolysis activity; ATP binding; ABC-type transporter activity. Lineage: Eukaryota; Metazoa; Arthropoda; Insecta; Lepidoptera; Pyralidae. Gene Ontology annotation, cellular component: plasma membrane. The transcript has 11 exons.
AAAUGAAAACGACCGAUUUGAAGCUGCCCACUCGCAACCUCCUGACAGGCCGCGUGGUGGACUGGGAAGACGAUGAAUUGGGCAGCUACGUGGACCACCCUCAAAAUCUCACGCUCUCGUGGAAAGACUUAUCGGUGUACAGAAGGAAGAAACAUCAGACCAGUAUAUGGAGGUCACCGACCUAUGAAGAUAUUAAAGUACUGCACGGUGUGAGUGGGACGGUUUCAUCCGGAAAUUUGGUAGCGUUAAUGGGUUCAAGCGGUGCAGGAAAGACUACUUUGCUAGCUGCGAUAAGUCGCCGCGAUAAAAGUGCCCUUACUGGAUAUCUGAUGCUGAAUGGAAGGUUGGCGGGUGCGGACCUGAUCGCUCGUAUAUCCGGCUUCGUGCCACAGGAAGAUCUAGCCAUAGAAUAUCUGACAGUGACUGAACAUAUGGAGUUUAUGGCACGAUUAAUGAUGGAUAAGCGAUCAUCGAAAGCGAUAAGAGCAAGCCGUAUAAAACAGUUGCUGAGUGAACUGGGCGUGAUGAAUUGUACUCGGACGCAAUUGAAGGCACUGUCCGGAGGAGAACGAAAACGGGUAGCGUUAGCCGUUCAGCUUCUAAACGAUCCCCCAAUACUUUUCUGCGAUGAGCCAACAACAGGAUUGGACAGUUGGGCUGCCAGUGCUGUAGUAUCAAGACUUAGGAAGCUAGCAAUUGGUGGAAAACUGGUGAUCUGUUCAGUCCACCAACCCGCUUCGGGAGUGUUUGAGCUGUUCCAUCAAGUUGUAUUAUUAGCUAAUGGUAGAACAGCUUUCCAUGGGACUAUAGAUCAGGCUGCGCAUUUCUUUGGAUCAUUAAACUACAAAUGCCCCGUAGGCUUCAACCCCGCGGAAUAUUACGUGACGCUACUUGGCGUGCAACUCGACAAAGAGAUAGAAAGUCGAGAAAGGAUUCGUCGCAUAUGUGAUGAAUACCAACGUUCAGAGAUAGCAGCUGAUAUAGAAAACACAGUGGACGAAGUACAAGAUGAGGCUGAGUAUUUCAAUGGAGAUGUUAAUGGAAAGAAUGACGUCUUUGAACGUUACCUAACUCUAGUCAAAGUGAAUUAUUUCGUACAAUUUUAUUGGUUACUGUGGAGAAAUGUACAAUCUAUAAAACAUAACAGCACAAUAUGGAUAGCAGAGUUCUUACUUCUAAUGUUCGUCGGACUAAUAAUUUCAAUACCGUACAUGGGGCAUUUCGAUGAACUAGACCAAAGGGACAUUCAAAACGUCCAGGGUCUUUUAUACCUCACCAUUACGGAGACGAUAUUCCUCUUCAUCUAUGCAGUCUUUAUCACCUUUCCAAGUGAGGUUCCAAUACUGCUACGAGAGACUGCCAGUGGGUUAUACUCGCCGCUACCUUAUUAUCUAUCAAAGAUGAUAUUUUGGAUUCCCAGAGCAAUUAUUGAGCCGAUACUUUAUGCCUCGCUAAUUUUUGGCGUCGCAGGAUUGCAUGGCGGCUUUUACGGCUGGCUUGGAUUUACCUUUGUUUGCAUUUUGUGUGCUAAUUUUGCAAAUGCUUAUGGAUCAUUUCUAUCGGCUGUCUUCGACAAUUUGGAAACUGCUGCUUUGAUAGCAGUACCUUACGACUUAAUAGGUUUAUUAUUCGCUGGUAUAUACCUUAACUUAGCAAGUGUAUCACCUUACUUCUCCUGGCUCAAAUUCAUUUCAGGAUUUUACUAUGGCGUAGAGAGUAUAUCUAUACUACAAUGGGAUUCUAUAAGAAAUAUUAGAUGCGUUAGUGUAGAUGACGUGAGAUUUCAAGAGAUGCCUUGCAUAAGAACUGGAGAGGACGUUCUAACAAGAUUUGGUUAUGACAAGGAGAAUUUUUGGAGAGAUUGUGUUUGUUUGUUAGUUAUGUAUGUUGUAGGUAAUAUUAUUGCGUUUGUUAUGAUUAUUAGAAGGAGUAAAGGAACUCCUGUUUAUUAAUAACCGUUAAUAUUUAAAACUUCAGCAAUUGUAAUAACUAUAUUGACUGAUAAAUCAAUGUAGUUAUUUUAAAAAAGAAGAAUGAUUUAUUUACAAACAUACGAAAUGUUUGUAUAUCGUAGUUUUCUACGGUACGAUUAACUAGAAUAUAAAUAAUCUUUAUUUAUAUAGACUUAUUUACAAGCAUUGCUCAAUUGUCAUGUAUAUGCGUAUAAUA